AGUAAGAGAGAGAGAGAGACCAGAGAAGAUGAUGAGUAGCUUCACGAUUCCAUCUUCUUCCUCCUUCUCUCUUUCAAAUCCCUACACCCAACCCUCUCGUCAUCAUCACUUCAUCCUCCGCAAUUCCAAUUUUGAGUUUCGCCGGUUACGAUUAGGUUUAGAGCCGCCGCGAAGAAGACGAACUUGUUUACAAUGCAAUUGCUCCAACAAAAGCACCAAUGUCUUUGUUUUGUGGGUAGGUGAGAAUGAGAACAAGAGUGUGUUAGAUGCUUUCUUUUUGGGGAAAGCUUUAGCUGAAGUUAUUAAUGAGAGGAUUGAGUCUACUGUUGGAGAAGUUUUGGGUACUAUUGGAAGGUUUCAAGCUGAGCAACAGAAGCAAGUUCAAGAGAUUCAGGAAGAGGUUCUUGAAAGAGCCAAGAAAGCUAAGGAAAGAGCCGCUCGAGAAACUAUAAAGGAGCAAGGACUGGUUGCUUCCAGAGCAACAACGACAACUAUUAACCGAAAUCCGUCUGUUGGCGUUGUGACCUCUGUAACUCCUACAUCAACCAUUGAGAGUAACAUUAUAACGGGUGGUGUAGAGGAAAGCUCGAGUUCUAGUGAUGAAGACAGUGUCUAAGGUAAAGAUUUGGUAAUAGCACCAAAGACUUGUCUAAAUCAGUUGAGAACAUAUUCGUUGAUACAUGUACUUGAUAAAAACGAUGUAAACAAUGAAAGCGAAGAUAAAUAAAAGGUCAAUAGAAAUGGGAAA
Messenger RNA from Capsella rubella, 748 nucleotides. RefSeq lists its product as uncharacterized. The coding region runs from base 29 to 616 and encodes 195 amino acids. Gene Ontology annotation, cellular component: chloroplast thylakoid membrane. The record is from RefSeq and is a predicted model, not a curated record. Gene Ontology annotation, biological process: thylakoid membrane organization. Lineage: Eukaryota; Viridiplantae; Streptophyta; Magnoliopsida; Brassicales; Brassicaceae. The transcript is spliced from 3 exons.